UUACUCCCUAUGUCGUGUCUGCAAAUGCAAACUAUAGUCGCUCAUUAGCGAACAAUGUUGUGGAACUUCUGUCGCGCAUUUCGAGUUGCACCCCAACUUUUAUCACUUCCAGCGAUAAGUGGCCCCUGCUGUGAUUACUGAUUAAAAGAAAUUAAAACUAUUUCAUCUCCUUACGAGAAGCGUAAAGUAAACUUUGACUUACAAUGAUGUUAAUGUUGUAGUGGACGAAAAGCUUAAUACGUUUGAUAACUGAUACUAUUUAAUUUAGUUCGAAAAUAAGUUCUGUGAAGGUUAAGUGGAUUAAAAAAGUAUAAGACUUUUGUCGCAGUCUCGGUUUCAUUACAUUUACGUGAAAAUCAUGAAAUACAGUUUAUUUUUGUGACAAUGAAGCGUAGCCGUCAUCGUAGACAAGUACUCGAUGUUAAUGGCGAGUCUGAUUCUCCACAUAGACGUAGGCUACAAGAACGUUAUACACAUAAUGGUUCGCCCAGCAAUUCGUUAACGGGUUUUGUUGGACAGUACAAUUCAACUGGCGAAAGUGAAAACGAUAAACCUACAGAUCAACUGAACGACCAAGUUAACGAUUUUCUUAAGGAAAUACAACAAAUAACUCCUAACGAAUCUAAUACAGAAGCUUCAAAAAAAACCAUGGCUCAUCCUGGAUCGUAUUGGCAAGAAUGUGUAGAUGAACAAACAGGAUAUCCAUAUUACUGGCAUACAGAAACUAAUCAAGUCACAUGGGAAAUACCCAUUGAACUGAAAAUGUUUAAAGAAAACAGUCAAGGAGGUAAUAUAACUCCUUCGACUCCCCACAUUCCUCAAUGGUCCAAAAUGAGUAAAUUUUCAGAUUCUCAAAACAAUAUUCCCGAUGGUAUGAUUCCAAAAGAAGUGGUUGCAAGAAAUCGCAAUCGUCAAGCUGGUAUUAUCAACAAACCAGAAAAACCUUUACACAAAUCGGAUAGUACUAAGACCCGUAAAAGAAACGAGAGUUCAGAUGACGAAAAAAUUGAGAUGAUUACUUCGUUUGGUAAUGAAGAUAGUGAAUCUGAAGAAGAGGAUGACAAACAGGAAAUCUCUAAUAAACCUAUUAUUCCUGCUCCACAAAGUAUUUUAAAAAAGCCAAAUCGAGCUCCUAAAUUAGUAAAGUCAAUAGAAUCUACAACAGUAGAAGGUCCAAUGUUACCUCCUGUACACUAUGGUCCUCAAAAUCAAGAAAAAUUAAGCGAAAAAUUAAUACAAAAAACUCAAAAAAAUAAUGAUACCUCAGAUGAUGAUGAAGUUGAUAUUUUACAAAAAUUAAAAAGCCAUGCUAAAUUAAUGCAAUCACGGGAAAACCAGCAUUCAUUAACUCGUGAAAAAUUUCAAAAUUCCAGUAAAAAUAUAAGACCUUCUCUUGUUGGUUAUGAAGAUGAUUCAGAACCAGAAGAAGACUUGCCUAAAAAACCAAAUAAACCUCUGUUUCCUAUCGCUGAAAAAAAUGUAGAAACUAGUGAGAAGCCAGCCAAACAAUUAGAAACUGGCUCUUUAAAAAUUUAUGACUACAGAAAUAAAGACAAUAGCAUUACUGAUAAAAGUGACGGUAAACUAAAUGAUGCCCUUGAAAAUGAAAAAUCAGAUGAGCACAGAGAAGAAUCAGACAGUAAAACAAAUAAAUUUUUGGAAAGCAUUGAUAUGCCCAGUAAAGGUUUUAAGAGAAAACGUCGCAUUGCUUUUGAUGUUGCGCCAGUUAAAGUCAAAACACCGGAGCCUGUUCAAACCGAAUCGAGUAAUAGCGAUGAACAAACUGAGCAAUGUAACCUUAUAGAAGAAAGUAAUAACGAUGAAAUAAAUGAGACUUCAAAAAAACCUGACAAAGAAGCUUUGAAAAAAAGUCUGACGAUAAAUUUUGUUAAAAGUUCUUCUCCAUCAUCAUCAUCAUCAAGUACAGAAGAAAAUAUUAAUCCGACAGCUGGUAGUAGUGCGGUGUCUACUAAUGAAAAAUCUGUUGAAUCUACUCCUGAAACUGACGCAGAUGCUACUGCUGUCACAGCUACUGAAACCAAUAGUGUUAUAGCUAAAACGACCACUACUUCUACUGCUGCAAGAACAGAAGAGGAAAAAUCAGAAGUUUUAACUCUUACUGAACCUGUACUAGAGAAGCUUAAAUUCUUGUCUGAAGGUAGUCCUGCUGCUUCACCUGUCCAAAUUAUGGCCAUACAGUUACAAACUCUGAUAAGUGCAUGGGAGAGCAGUGACCUGCAAAGUUCCUAUUUGAAAAAGUGGCUGCAAUCAACUAGUUGCGAAUUGACGAGACUUGAGCAAACGGCUGCUCCGCCUGGCUGGGAGUGUCAGUGGGAUAGGUUGCACAAGCGCUACUAUUACCGAAACGCGACGACCGGUGAAGCCCAAUGGACUUAUCCGCAAACCGACGUUGUCGGCGGUACCGAGGAGAUGGAUUUAUGUACAACGCCACCGCCACCCGAGCAGGAGGAAACAGCCAUUAUCGAAAUGAAUGUAGCCACUUCUAAAGAUGCAAGUGAAAGCUCAACGCCGCCUUUAUCGGAGAAUCAACCAGAGCAGACACCGCCGCCGCCAGCCCUGCAAUCAACAGCGGCACCAGUAGCUGCACCGGUGGAGGACGAUCAGCCCCCGACAUCGGUACCGCCCCCGCCGAUCAUCUCGAGCCCGAGUCCGCCGCCGCCACCGAAAAUCUACGCGGAGGACUUGAAACGCAGCGAGAGUCGCAAGCGCAAGGGCAGCCCCUACGAGGAGCCGAGCGAGAUCCUCGCGAAAGUACCGACCACCGGCGGCCCGGUGGCGGCGGUCCACGAGCCGCUGCCCUCGCCCGCUUACGAGCCGCCAACGCCGGAUCUGGCUGCCGCCGCUGCUGCCCAUUACGCUCUCGAUCCGACUAGUGCUGUUCUCUACGGCACGGCUGCAGCCCAUCAUCAGCAGCCCCAUCCGAUUUACGCCGCUACUUUAGCCGGAGCCGCAGCGGCUGCAGCUGCUGGUCUGCCUCUGCUGCAGCAUCCCCACGCACAUCAUCAUGCGCAUCAUCACCCCCAUCCCCAUCCGGCACUGGUACAAGGUCAAUUGAUGCACUACAAUCCGGCUUAUCAUCAGCAUUUGCAUAAUCAAGCAUUGGUAGCAGCUCGUAUAAGCAAUCAAGAGGCAGCUGUACAAUUCAUGGUUGCUGAAUAUGCCAGGGUGUACGAGAACAACCAAGUGAUCGCCAAACCACCGGUCAAGGUAACGGCUCAAGAAGCCAGUCUUGGCUCGGCACUCAAUUCCUUCUACAGUGAUAUUGCGUCAAUUGAGAAAGCCGAGGUUGAUCUUCAUCAACCACUGCAGCAUCAACAGCAUAUGGUCGCUGAAUCAACGACACCUCCGGUAUUAGUGCAAAUGCCGAUGCCAGGUAUUACUGAAAAUCCAGUAGAUUCAGAGGCUUUGAAGGAAAAGAAGAAGAAGAAGACAAAAACUGGACUGAGCAAGAAACAAAAGGAAAUGUCUAGUAUGGUGGCUAAGUGGCAAAGAGCUCAGAAAAAUUACAAAGAUUGUGAUUAACCCAAAUUUUAAUUUAUCUUAAAAUGAACUUUAAUUAUGCAAACAUGUAUAGUAUAAGUUUUUUAAGAUUCAAUGAAAAUUAGAAAACCGCCCGUUUUAUUUGUAAAUAAUAUUGUAAGAAAGUAGUUUAAUUAAUUUAUUUUAAAUCUAAUAACACAUGAGUGAUGAUUAUUAUCAAACGCUCUCUCUGUACAGUUUAUCAUAUAAUAUUGAUUAUAUACUGUUGAAUAAAUAAUGAAAAUAAAUUUAUGUACAAAAAAAGGUCUUUGAUUACUGAAUUGCAAGCUUAAAACUUCACUUGCUUUUAUAUUGCUAUAAUGAAAUGUUUCUCAAGAUAAGACACUGCUUGUUAAAAAAAAAUCAAGGUUGCCCAUAAAAUGUGUAGACAAGUAAAUU
Trichogramma pretiosum is the source of this 3939-nucleotide messenger RNA. RefSeq names its product fibrous sheath CABYR-binding protein-like. Gene Ontology annotation, molecular function: protein binding. The transcript has 12 exons. The record is from RefSeq and is a predicted model, not a curated record. NCBI's taxonomy places the organism in Eukaryota, Metazoa, Arthropoda, Insecta, Hymenoptera, Trichogrammatidae. Bases 385 to 3543 code for a protein of 1052 amino acids.